AAUGGAUUUGAAGAAAAGCUUAAACUCUCUGAAGAUGAAACAUAUCUCUCGGUUGAUCCUCAUGUUCAUCAUGAACAGUUUUUUCAAAGAUCUAACUUGAAUAAACAAACCCAAGCAGGGGAGAGGUCACUUGAAUGUGAUGCUUGCCAUAAUAGGUUUUCAGAUAGCUCUAGGUUAAUUAAACAUAAAAAAGUUCAUUCUGGAGAUAAGCUACAUGAAUGUGAUGAUUGUCAUAAAAAGUUUUCUAAUAGUUCUGCUCUAAGCAGCCACAAAAAAAUUCAUUUAAUAGUUAAACAUUAUGAAUGUGAUGUUUGUCAUAAAAGGUUUUCUUUCAGUUCUGUUUUAAUAAUUCACAAACGUAUUCAUUCAGGAGAAAAACCAUAUGAAUGUAAUGUUUGUCAUAAAAAGUUUUCUAGCAGUUCUCAUUUAACAACACACAAACGAGUUCAUUCAGGAGAUAAACCGUAUGAAUGUGAUGUUUGUCAUAAAAAGUUUUCUGUCCAUUCUAAUUUGAUGGAACACAAAAAACUUCAUUCAGGAGAGAAACCAUUUGAAUGUGAUGUUUGUUAUAAAAGGUUUUCUUUCAGUUCUGCUUUAAUAAUUCACAAACGUAUUCAUUAAGGAGAAAAACCAUAUGAAUGUAAUGUUCGUCAUAAAAAGUUUUCUAGUAAUUCUGUUUUAACAAAACACAAACGAGUUCAUUCAGGAGAUAUACCUUAUGUAUGUGAUGUUUGUCAUACAUAAAAGGUUUUCUGACAGUUUUAGUUUACGUAGGCACAAAUAAAUUCAUACUGGAAAUAAAUUUUAUAAAUCUAUUGUUUGUCAUGACAACUUCACCCAGAAUAGUGGUUAUGUUGUAUUAUUUAAAUUGUUGAAGCAUCAAUGGAACAAACAUUCUAAUUUUUAACUCAUUCACAUUCUGUAUAUAUAAAUAAAAAGAUAAUGUUUAAGUUCUACUUCUAGGUUACUUAUAUAUAUCUAUGUAUAUAUACAAAUAUUGCAAGAGGUUCAUUGCAUAAAUUUUAAUGUAAUUAAAAGGUUAGAGUUAGAGAAGAUUGUUCUUAAUAAAUUAUAAUAGUAAAUUACCCAUUUUCGACCAUCCUUGCAGCUAAACAUAUAGUUGAUCUUUUUCUUUGGUCUCAGCGGGGUCAUUCCCUGACACAACUAUCAGUUUCUAAUGCUUGAAAUAGUAAAUCCACAUACAAGUUAUAAAUUUAAACGCAAGAAGACUAAACCUGCAACGGUUAUGUUUUGACAUUUUGGUAUUGUAUUUUUAGCAUAAUUUAUGCUUUGUUUUGUUCAUUUUUUUUAAAAACACUUUAAUGAAAAAAUGUCUGUAGUCAUUUGCUGUGGGACUGUAACAUUCAAUUAAAAAUCACUAACAAAAUGUAUCAAUUUUUUAUAUUUUUUUUACUAAAAACUUGUAUUCUUACAUUAAUUCCAAUACGACCUCUGUGUGUUGAAUGCUGGGGUUUAUUUGAGCUUUUUCUGAUGAUUUAAUGCCUUAACAUACCAGGUAGUUGAGUUCAGUGUCAGACAACAAAGGUUUGUUCGGCAUGAGAUGCAAAGUUAACAUUUGACUUUUCAAACUGUUUAGAUAUUUUUCUGCUACUUAUUAGUAAAAAAAAUUUUUUUAAAUAUGUUAAAUGUUAUCCUUAUUCAACGUCAUUCAAAUGCAAAAAUAUAUGCAGUGUCUUUCUAAUCAUGGAUACUGUAAACCAUUUAAAAGACUUAUAUGAAUAUAUUCAAUAGCACAUUUUACACCACAUUGUCACACCCUACAUACACAUGUUCAAAUGACUUAUGCACAUGUAUUAACAGAAUUUUUUUUUUCAUAAAGAUGUUUUAAUAACGAGCUUUUUGUAUAAUAAUGCACUUAAAAAUAUAUAACUUGCAGUAUUUUAAA
Messenger RNA from Physella acuta, 1906 nucleotides. RefSeq names its product zinc finger protein 3-like. The record is from RefSeq and is a predicted model, not a curated record. Gene Ontology annotation, molecular function: DNA-binding transcription factor activity, RNA polymerase II-specific; RNA polymerase II cis-regulatory region sequence-specific DNA binding. Gene Ontology annotation, biological process: regulation of transcription by RNA polymerase II. NCBI's taxonomy places the organism in Eukaryota, Metazoa, Mollusca, Gastropoda, Physidae.